AUGUUUCAGGGAACGCCUUUACAGGCGCAGUCCGCUGAUUCACCAGGGGUUGCAGCAAAUUGCGACCACUUUGCUCCUUUUGCUGGUAGUUAAAAAGACAGCAGUGGGAUGUCCUACAGAGUAGCUCCGCAUUCUUCCUACAAGAAAAUGUUUGGCGGGGAGCGUAACGCGACCAGGAGCAGCUACUCCAGCCGCCAGUUCUCCAGCCCACUGCGCUCCUCUCGGGUGUCCUUCGGGCUCUCCUCCGCUCCGAGCAUUUACUCUGCCAAGACCCAGAGGCUCAGGAGCAGCGCGGCCAUGCCCCGACUGGCCUCCGAGAAUCUGGACUUCUCCCUGUCCGACGCCAUCAACAACGAGUUCAUCACGAACCGCACCAACGAGAAGGUGCAGAUGCAGUCGCUCAACGACCGCUUCGCCAGCUACAUCGAGAAGGUGCGCUUCUUGGAGCAGCAGAACAAGAUCCUGCUGGCCGAGUUGGAGCAGCUGCGGGGCAAAGGCACGUCCCGGGUCGGGGAUCUGUACGAGGACGAGAUGCGGGAGCUGCGGCGCCAGGUGGACCAGCUCAGCAACGAGAAGGCUCGGGUGGAGGUGCACCGGGAUAACCUGGCCGACGACAUUGGCAGGCUGAAAGACAAGUUGCAGGAUGAAAUUUCCCAGCGGGAGGAAGCAGAAGCCAAUAUGCAGAGCUUUAGACAGGAUGUGGACAACGCUGCCCUUGCCAGACUGGACCUGGAGCGGAAGGUUGAGUCGCUCCAGGAGGAAAUUAACUUCCUCAAGAAGCUGCAUGAUGAGGAAAUGCUGGAGCUACAAAACCAAAUCCAGCAGCAGCAGCAUGUGCAGGUGGACAUGGAGGUGGCCAAGCCAGACCUGACAGCAGCUCUGAGGGACGUCCGUCUGCAGUAUGAGAACCUGGCCUCUAAAAACAUCCAGGAGUCAGAGGAUUGGUACAAAUCCAAGUUUGCUGACCUCACCGAAGCGGCAGCUCGGAAUAAUGAAGCUCUGAGAUUAGCCAAGCAGGAGGCCAACGACUACAGGCGUCAGGUUCAGGCACUAACUUGUGAGGUGGAUGCCCUGAAAGGAACUAAUGAGUCCUUGGAGCGCCAGAUGAGGGAAAUGGAAGAGAACUUUGGCCUGGAGAACGGUGGCUACCAGGACACCAUCAGCCGCCUGGAGGUGGACAUUCAUAACAUGAAGGACGAGAUGGCCCGUCACCUCCGAGAGUACCAGGACCUUCUCAAUGUGAAGAUGGCCUUGGACAUUGAGAUCGCUACUUAUAGAAAACUGCUGGAGGGAGAGGAGAGCCGGAUCUCCACCCCAUUGCCAAACUUCUCUUCUCUAAAUCUCAGAGACGGAUUGGCUGAUUCAAAACCUCAUUUUGAAACAUCAACAACGAAGAAAGUUGUCAUCAAGACCAUUGAGACCAGAGAUGGUCAGGUGAUCAAUGAGUCAACCCAGAAUCACGAGGACAUGGACUAACAGCUUCUUUGUCCAUGUCAAACAAGCAACACAAGCAAUAAGAGGAAAAACAUUUCACUGGAGUUACAAGCAAAAAAAUAAAUUAAAAAAAAUCUACGACACAAACAGAAAACAGCUUUGAAAAGUGCCUUUAUCUGUGAAGAUCCAGUGAGCCGGUUCUAGCUGACAGACUGUUAUGCUUUUUUGUUUGGUUGAGAGUGCUUGAGUCACAUUUGUCUUGACACAAUUAUGACAAUCAGCAUGCAUUUAGCAUAGCAUUUUUUUCCGAGGUUGACAAGAAAACUUUUCUUUGUAACCAAAGUAGUGUUUGAUCAACAAAGCAUGAAUCACGACAAAUCUGUAUGCUGAAGAAGUCACAAUUACCUGUGUGCAGCAAUAAAGUAUAAAGACUAA
Molecule: messenger RNA, 1869 nt
Organism: Gambusia affinis (western mosquitofish)
Lineage: Eukaryota; Metazoa; Chordata; Actinopteri; Cyprinodontiformes; Poeciliidae
Product: vimentin-like
Biological process (GO): intermediate filament organization
Cellular component (GO): intermediate filament; axon; plasma membrane
Molecular function (GO): structural constituent of cytoskeleton
Source: RefSeq, a predicted model, not a curated record